AUGUUCCUGUUCCAUAUUCCCACGACGAAACGGUUCAUUUUACACACGGGUGACUUUCGAUUUUCUUGGGACAUGCUGACUCCUCCGAGUCCUCUGGCUCAAUUCUUGCCUUCCUCAUCAUCCCAGUCCACGCAGUUGCAUUCUAUUUAUCUGGACACGACAUAUUGUGCUCCGGAAUACGACUUCCUAUCCCAACAAGAGGUGAUUGAUAGUGCUAUCCAGGUUACUAGAGAUUUUCUCCGCGAACAACCAUCUGGUCUGAUCGUCUGCGGGAUGUACUCCAUCGGCAAGGAACGCUUUGUAUACGGUGAGUCUGUUUUCCACCUGCCCUAUAUUUCACCGUGA
This is a messenger RNA of Echinostoma caproni, 345 nucleotides long. The record is from the annotation of a GenBank genome assembly. NCBI's taxonomy places the organism in Eukaryota, Metazoa, Platyhelminthes, Trematoda, Plagiorchiida, Echinostomatidae.